Messenger RNA from Blumeria graminis f. sp. triticale, 1818 nucleotides. NCBI's taxonomy places the organism in Eukaryota, Fungi, Ascomycota, Leotiomycetes, Helotiales, Erysiphaceae. The record is from the annotation of a GenBank genome assembly.
AUGGUUCCUCGAACGAAGACAAGCGACGCGACAGAAUCGAAUGCGGUUCCCGAGCCAAAAGCUACCCGCGCUAGGACGUCUAGCAAGAAAAAUGCGUUAGAAGUUCCAGCCCUCAAACCACCUAAAUCAAAAACAACUGGCGCAAAAAGUAAGAUUUCCAACAAGAUAAAUGCCUCAAAAAAGCCACUUGAAGUAAAACCUGCCACCACUAAGGCGGCUGUUAAACGGAGGGCUCCUGAAACUGAUCAUGAAGAGCCUGCCGCGAAAAAGUUCAAACCCUCUUCAUCAAAAACUGUUACAGAAAAGUCUACAAAGACAAAAAAAACUAUCGUUCCGAAACCACCAAUAAAAAAACUACCAGUGAAGAAGAAGAUUUCAAGCCCGAAAAUUCCUGAAGAUCAUGAACAGAAGUUCAGCGAUCGAAAGCGACACAAGUCAGUAAAGCCUAGCGCUCCGACGAAGGAUGCUCCACAUAAAGCAGGGAAGCCAGCUCCUAUUAUUAAUGCACCCCCAACUCAACGCCUUAAUGUCUUUGUGUUCGGAGAAGGAUCUGCCGGUGAACUUGGUCUUGGUGCAGAAAAAAUCGACGGAAAAAGCCCAGUUGAUGUCAAAAGACCCCGCCUCAAUCCACGCCUUGAUGCCAAAGAUAUUGGUAUCGUUCAAAUAGCAGCGGGGGGAAUGCAUUGUGCAGCACUAACAUUCGAUAACAAAAUACUUACAUGGGGUGUAAAUGAUCAAGGCGCACUUGGACGCGAGGCGUCACAGGGAGGAAAGAUGAAAGUAAUUGCUGAGGGCGCUAACUCAGAUUCAGAAACCGAUGAUGAAGGUUCUGGAUUGAAUCCUAAUGAAUCGGAACCGCGCGAGAUCGACUGGACUAAUAUUGAAGAAGAUACCAAAUUUGCAGCUGUCUUUGCCGGCGAUAGUACUACAUUCGCUCUCACAAUAGAGGGUCGCGUCUAUGGAUGGGGAACUUUCCGAGGGAACGAUGGUAUCCUUGGAUUCCGCCAUGAUAUAAAGAUUCAGUACAAACCCAUGUUAAUCCCAGAGCUUAAAAAUAUUAUUAAAAUAGAGUGUGGUACUAACCACGUUCUUGCCCUUGACACUAAAGGAAAAGUCUUUACUUGGGGUGCAGGUGAACAGAAUCAACUAGCUCGGCGAGUUGUUUCUCGCAGUGCUACAGGUGCCCUCGUGCCGCGAGAAUUUGGCCUCGGGCGAUGUCACAUUACCCAUAUAGGAUGUGGUGAUUAUCAUAGUUUCGCUAUCGAUGAUAUGGACCGUGUCUACUCAUGGGGUCUUAAUGCCUUUGGACAGACCGGCGUCCCCAAGGACGAGCGCAAUGGAGAGGAGGGAAAUACCGUACAACUCCCUACUGUUGUUGACUCUUUAUCCAAACUUCGUAUAAAGCAAAUUACUGGCGGUGCUCAUCACUCGCUCGCGGUUACUGAGUCUGGCGAACUACUUAUCUGGGGUCGCAUAGACAAUAAUCAAGGCGGUAUGGAGAUCGAUGACAUGCCACAAGAAAAUCUCUACUUUGAUGAAAACAGUCGCCCUCGAUACGCUCUGAAGCCUAUCACCAUACCAAAUAUCAAUAGUACCUGGAUAGCAACUGGUAAUGAUACUUGUAUUGUUAUCGACGCUAAAGGUCGUGCUUACUCGUGGGGCUUUAGCAGCAAUUAUCAGACUGGUCAAGGUACUGAUGAAGAUGUUGUAGAAGCUACCUUAAUUGAUAAUACUGCGGUGCGUGGAAAACGACUUACGUAUGCAGGUGUAGGCGGACAGUUUGGCAUCCUUGCCGGCUUGACAGAUGAAAAUUCAUGA